CACCUGUGCUGUUUGUGAGCGGACGAGCGGACGGCGGCGAGAGGAAGUGUGUGUUGGGGGGAAGGAAAUUGUGGAGGGAAUAAGAAGGAAAAGAGAAUUAAAGCGUUUCAGUCAUUACGGGAAAAAAUUAAAGAAAAUACAAUCAGAAAAGAGAAAGAGGAAACAGUGAAAAAAAGUGGAAUGAAAUAAAAAAAAAAUAAACUAAGAUGAUGAUAAAGUUAAGUGAAAAAGAAAAUUAUGAUAAAGACGAAAUGAUGGAAAAGAUGGAAAAUACGAUAAAGGACAAUGGUAUAAGGAGAAGGGAAGGAAUAAUCGCGAAAAAUAAUAAGAGAAGAAGGAAGAGGAAAAAGAAGAAGAGAGGACGUUGAGAGGAAAUAAACAAGACACGAAAGAAAUGAAUGAAAAAAAUAAAGAAUCCCAAGAAAGAAGGGAAAGAGGAAGAGGAGGAAGAAUAAGAAGACAUUGAGAAAGAAAGAACAGGCAAAAGAAAGAAGGAAUAAUCGUGAAUAAUGGGAGAACGAAGAAGAGGAAGAGAGGACAUUGAGAAACAAAUAACAUGAACGAAAGAAGGAAAUGGAUGAAAAACAGAAUCCAUAAGAAAAAAGAGAAAGAGGAAGAAGAAGAGGACGUCGAGAAAGAAAGAACAGAAAUUAGAAGCAGGAAACAGAUGAAAAAGAAACCCUAUAAUAUCUCGCCAUGACAAAAGGAGGAAAGAAAAAAAAAAGUAAAAUAACCCCAUUGAGGCGGAAAUUACAGGACCCAAGGAUGAAAGUCGAGAAGCCACAGAUGUUUACGAGUGAAGGCGUAAUAUCGUAAUGGCCCUCACAAGAACACGACCAAGGCAUCAGGAAUUAUUAAAGUCGUAAGGAAUAAGGGAGAUCAGAAAAGAAAUAUGCAAGAGAGAAGAUACAUGGAAAAGAGUAAAAAUAAUAGGUAAUACAGAAAGAAUAUGAAUGAGAAUGAUAUAUUGCUCUUUGGUGGCCCGGAAUAUAUUGAGAUUGAGAUAGACAGACGGACAGAGACAGAGAUUGAGACAGACACAGACGGAGGGAUAAAGACAGAUAGACAGACACAUAGAGAUUGAGAUUGAGACAUAGGCAAACAGAGACAGAUAGACAGAAAGACAGACAGACACACAGAGAUUGAGAGAUUGAGACAUUGAGACACAGACAGACAGACAGAUUGAGAGACAGACAGACAGACACCACCAACACCCAACACCCACCCACAACCUCCGCCCCCACACCACACCCAACCCCAACACCGCCACCCCCAACACCCACGACCGCCCCGCCCCGACAGCAUCCCCACAUCCGCCCGCCCCCAACACCCCCGACAACAUCCCAACACCCGCCCGCCCCCGUUCAAAGGGCGCGGGCGUUCCCAUACGAGAGAGCGAGGCCGAGGAGGAGGUCCCCCAGCAUCGUGACGUCAUCUCGCAGUCAAAACAUUAAAGAUGGCGAACAUGGCGAGUGGUGGAGUGUACCAGCAAAUGGUGGUGCCCGCGUCCUACCACUUCCCCCAACCACAGCAGCAGCCACAGGAACCAGAGCCCAAGAAGGAGCCCAAAAAGAGGAAAAAGCCCGCGGAAAAGUCCAAUGGCGAGAAGAAGAAGCCUCGGAUCAUUGGACAGAGCGCGUACAUGGCUGGGCUGAGGCUGGAGGCUGGAGACGGAGGCGGGGAGUGCUCGAGGUGCAACAAGAAGAAGUGUUUCAAGCAUGUGGACGGGAAGAACAAGAAUCAGCUGUCGAAGAAGACCCCCGAGGACACGGUGCUGCAGAUGAAGAAGCACAUGCUGCGCCUCCUCUCCACGCAGGACUACCUCCUCUUCUGCAAGACGGACCAGAAGAACGGUCAGCUGGACGUUGACAUAUCCAAGAUGCACCGCUCGUACCUAGAGGAACAUGAACCACAGGCCUUUGAACCUGCCACCGACCCCAACAAGGAGUACAAGCCCAAGGUGAAGCAGUGGCUGUACAGGAAGAUCUACUUGGAUGAGUUCAAGAGCUUCGAGUACGCUGAGGGCAAGAGGAAGAUUGGCGACCUACGGCGGAGCAUAGAGAGUGUCAUGAUCCAGAAAAAGAAGAAAGCGCCCAAACCCAAGCCACCCGCCCCCUCCCCUCAACACCAGGUAUUGCCACAGGACUACAGCAUGAACAGCCACAGCCCCAACACACCCGCCGGCCCCACAGACAUGAGCAGAACGGCCGCGACGAUGUCCGUCCCGCCCGGCACCAUCAUCGCGGCCUCCCCCCACACCCCGGCCAGCACCGCCACCGGGGGCUACCAGCCCAACCUGAUGAACCUUGGCGUGGAGACCACCACCACGCCCGUGUCCUCCAUGGCGGCCAUGGGCGCCACCUCCACGCUGCACAACUCCCUGGCCACCUACAUGACCCAGCAGGUGCAGCCCAACCUGCUGUUUGGCCUGGGCCAGCAGCAGCAGCCACCCCCUGCCCAGCAGCAGCCCCUCAACCUGCAGACCUCCCACCAGGGGCAGCCCACCAUGCAGGCGCCGCCCCACCAGACCCCAGGGACUGCCGCGCCCCCCACGGCAGCACCCCCCUUGCCCCUCAACCUGCACAACCACCCCUACUACGUGUCCCUGGGGCCCAUGCUGCCCCUGCCCAUGUCCACACCACAGCAUAACCACCAGCAGCAGUUCCAGCAAAACAUGCUGCAGCAACAGCAGGGCAUUCCUGGCGGGUUCAACCAACACACCAUGUACCAGUGAGGCAGGGCGGCCCCUGGCCCCACCACCCACUACCACCCGUCCCCUGGCCCAGCGCAGCACCACCAACACCACCACCACCAGCAACAACACCAGCAGCAGCAGCAGCAGCACCAGUACUGUCCACACGGCCGCUACCACCACACCUACACCGCCGCCGCCGCCGCCGUCCCUGCCAACACCGGCGUCCCGGCGAGACAGGUCAGCUUCCCCCCAGCCUACACCCCCACCCCCGCCUCCUCCCAGCCCCAGCACUGUUACCCCCCUGAUGCCAUGCCCCCAGGGGCCUCCCCUCAGAGCUUUGCCUACGUGCCGGCCCCCCAGCAGGGCCAGCCGGCCUACCACAGUGUCCACAGCAGUGCCUCCCCCCAUGCCCCUGCCACCC
This is a messenger RNA of Eriocheir sinensis (Chinese mitten crab), 3116 nucleotides long. RefSeq lists its product as uncharacterized. Lineage: Eukaryota; Metazoa; Arthropoda; Malacostraca; Decapoda; Varunidae. The coding region runs from base 1457 to 2734 and encodes 425 amino acids. The transcript is spliced from 6 exons. The record is from RefSeq and is a predicted model, not a curated record.